AUCCAUCUUCUUACCUGGCCCUGCUCCUCCAUCUCCCCCUUCUCUCCCCCUCCUCCCCUCCCCCGCCCCUCCAUCUCCCCCUGCAGGUCGUUCUGGGGUUGGAGUUUUCCCCUCCAGUCACGUUCCAGCUCCGGGCUGGCUCUGGACCCGUGUUCCUCUGUGGCCAGGAACAUUACAAUCUAUCCUGGGAGGAAGUGGAGGAGGAGGAGGAGGACCUGGAGGAGGAGGAAGAUGAUGAUGAUGAUGAUGAAGAUGUUGAUAUGUUCCUGGAGGAGACGCCCGUCAAACAAGUGAAGAGGCUGGCGCCCCAGAAGCAGACAGGUGCUGCCAAGGAAAAAAAGAUGGAAAAAAAAGAGGAGGCAGUAAGACAGCACCUUAAAGGGAGUCCUGCUGGAAAACCUAAAAAGCCAGGACGUUAAAAAGAGAUGAGGAGCCAGGAGUGCCUGGCUGCAGUGACCGAGGGAGAACCCGUGAGACCACCGUGCUGAGUCUGAAUGUGACGGACAUCAUGAGGGGCCAACCCAAGAGCCUCUCACCCCAGCUCUCGGUUGCUGCAGGAAGAGCCCUGACUCGGUCACAAUAAAGGUUGCUUUGCUAG
Messenger RNA from Odocoileus virginianus texanus, 598 nucleotides. Lineage: Eukaryota; Metazoa; Chordata; Mammalia; Artiodactyla; Cervidae. The record is from RefSeq and is a predicted model, not a curated record.